UAAUCAAUGCCAAAACUUUCGUUCUCUGACUUAAAACAGUCUUGAUCAUUAGUUAAUGAUUAAUAUAUAUUUUAGUUCAGGUUACUAACAUUUACAAUAACUAUAUAAACGGCUUAAACGGGUCAAUGAGCUAAGGUCAGCACGGCCGAUGUACAUGAACAUAUCCCAUUCGUCGAUAUUAUGACGUAAAAUCCGGAAUUCCCUCUUGGGCUUUUGGCUUCUGCGAAAUUAUAUAACAAUUAUCGAUUGCUUUUGCAUUGUCGAUAGAAAACUUCAACAUAUACACCUCGCCACAAUGUAGCAAAGCUUCAUAUAAACCUAGUCUACGGGGUAAGUGGAGCCGUAAGUACCUUUUUAUACGUCAUAUAUAAAUCAUCAUUCGAACCCGGAAACUCCAGAUUUAAAGCGUGCUACUGACUCAUUCAGAUACUUGUAUAUUGUUAUCCUUGUUAUGGAAUUCCUAGGAACUCCAGUCUACUCGUCUCUUCAUUGGCUGUAGAUUAUUUCAUUUUUUUCUUCGAAAGUAUGUUUGUGAUUGGACUAUCCUGUAGGCCAAGUUAACAGGACGAGAUAGACUGUUGGUAAUUUCCCUUCGUCAGUCAAACUUACAAACUACUGCUCCAGAGACAAGUAUAGUCAUCUACAUCGGCAUUUAGUUGACAGAGAUGGGGAGCACGAGCAGUAAACCCCCGCCGAAUUAUCACCCGAAGAAGUCCGGUUCCUUCUGCUUGACCGAUAAAGCCCUAGAAAGGCGGCGGCUGAAGCGGCUCCAUAGCAUCUCAGAUCUCCCUGCCCCUAAGAACGCCAAAUACGUCACACAGGAAGAGCUGUUUUGGACUGGCAAGAGAAGUCUGGUCCCCAGCCUCGAAAAGCUGCAGCAUGUUGAUGACCAUGUUCUUAAGACUCCAACCCACCUUUCAAGAAAUGCUGACGUCCUCGUGAAGCAUCUAAUCAGUGUUGGUAGGACAAAACUUGAGCAGUUCAGAGCAAUAUUUCGAUGGACAGCUGAAAACAUCGCUUACGAUGUGGUGUAUCUUAAUACAGGGCGACCACAGCAGAACGAACCGGAAGAUGUACUCAGGAAUGGCUAUGCAGUAUGUGCCGGCUACGUCAAUUUGAUCCAAAGUUUCUGUCGCAUUGCUAACAUCACAUGUCGCUACAUUGGCGGAAUGUCCAAGAGUGGCGAGUACAUGCCUGGAGACGAGAUAGAUAUGGAAGAAGACAAAGGACACGCGUGGUUAAUAGUUAACCUCGGAGGCAGAGACUACCUCUGCGAUCCGACAUGGGCUGCCGGCUCAACAGAGGGCGACAACAGACGCAAGGUUUUCAAGAAGUGUUGGGAAGAGACGUGGUUUCUAAGUAAUCCCGACCAGUUCUUGGAGAGUCAUUGGCCAAGGGCUGAUUCACCGACAGGCACCCGAGAAGAGAAGAGGACAGACUUACAGCUUGUCAGCAAUUCAGUACAGAAUUUCGACGAAUGGCUGAAAAGACCACUGAAGAAGGGUGGAGGCCCAUACGACGUGACUGUUGACUUGUUGACCCACAGUACCGGUGUCCAAGAGCUUCUCGACAACACAGCCGAGAUCAAGAUCCAAUACAACAAAUGCCCGCUCGCAGUGCAUGCGAAGCUGUUUGUGGCCAGAUCAGAAACAGAGUUGAAGGGAUACGCAAAGGUUGAACAGCGCGGUAACACGUACAUCACGUAUGUCCGCCUCCCAAAGGCAAACAUUAAGUACCUACUGAAGAUCAACGGUGGUCCUCUCUACCCGGCUUUAGACUCCGACAGGGCUUCAAAUCUAGUCACGUACAAACUAAUUGGUAAAGGACCACAGACGAAUCAAUCGUAUCCAGGGGAGAAGGACUCGUAUAAUGUUGGCGUUGGGCGAAAGUUCACUGACAGUGGCUACAACGCUGGUUCCAUUCCGCAUCCCUUCAUUCGGACCGCUACAGGAAAGCUACAGCUGAAAUUUGGAAUACCUCAUAAUGCUUCUAGUCGUGACGUCACAGCCAAACUGACUUUUGGCGCGCAAGGGGAAUCUCUAAAGAAAGAGUUUUGCUUGGACAUGAUAAAUCAAAACACGUUAACUUGUCACUUGAACUUGAAGAGAAAGGGAGAAUACCUCUUCUCAAUUCUUACUCGUAUUCCCGAAAGGAACAAACCGGAUCAGUUUAGCUUUGCUGCUAAUUUUGUCAUUAACUGUGAGAAUCCUACAACAGACCCAGUGAAUUUCCCAGAGAGGCAGUUCCCUUAUGGACCAACGCGAGAAUUCUACGCCCUCGGGUUCAAAAUCAUCCGCCCACAUGAUUCGCUACUUGUUGCAAGGGAUGGCACUACUGAGAUGGUCAUACAGAGACCAGAUGAUGUGUUCUUUACGUAUGUGCUUAUGAAAAAUGGUACCCGCUACCCUACGGAACACAAAUGCAUCAUGGCCGAUGUUAAAGGGGAUGUUGUUCACUUCAAAUUUCGUCUCCCAGAGAAAGGAAUGUUUCAAUUCUACAUCACAGAACUUGAGGAUGGGCAGGCUACUGAAUGGCUGUGUUUCUGUUUGAUUGAUUCAAAAGCUCCCUACCAGGGGGAGUUGUUUCCGGAACACUGGACAUGCUGGGGACCUACUUUGGAAUUCAGGAAGCUUGGCUUUAGGACCAAGAAUCGAAAAUCUUCGACAGUUGUGGCCAAGAAUGGAAAGUGUUGUCUCACCAUUGCCAACCCUCUCCGCAGAGACAGAAUCAUGUACAAAGUCUUAAAUCAAAACGGGAAGGAAAUUAACGAGAAUGCUUGCUGUGAUGUCACCACAAAUGGACAGGUUCUCUCCUUCCACUUUCGCUUUGCCGAAGCUGGUUUGUACACCUUUCGCUUGAGUAGCAUCAGUGCCAGGCACGAGUGGGACGAUUGGCUAGCAUUCUAUCUCAUUGACUGCCGUGCUCCCUGGCAGGGAGUCUUGUUCCCGCGUCUGGAAACGCCAAUCGGCGGGACUAUUGCAAUGGUGGAGUUGGGCAUGCGACCAGCUAAGGACAGAUACUUUGUCAAGACAAAAACUGGGAGAUGUGCAAUCAAAUUCAAUGCAGAUAAUGCAUUGCAUGUCGUUCAUUCUUUGACACGGAACAACACGAAACUUAACCAGCAUGUCUACGCUGAGACACAGCCGCGUGUUCUUAACAGUAAAGGACUGGCUAUCAUUUACAACCUAGCCCUACCGGAGAGCGGAAUGUAUCUUCUCACCGGUUGGCAGACCGAGGGUGGUAGCACAAAGAGUCAACUGUUCCGUAUAGUCAUCGAGUGUAAACAACCAGCAACUCCGUGUGUUCCGUUCUUCUCUAACCAGAACACCCCCAAUUUCUCCGUAGGGCUAGACGAGACUGCGAUAGAAAAAUCAGGGGUAAGACCACAGAACUUGAAGUCAUCCACACUGUCACCGGACAGGCGUGGUACCGUUGAAGUUAUUCUAGACAAUCCGAAAAAUUCUGACAGUGUGUGGGGUUGGUUGGUUUCGGCAAACACUGCUGCUCCAUCGACGGAAUUGAUGCGGUACAUCCUGAAGCAGAAGACCAGCGGCAAGGUCACUCUGAAAGUGACGCCGCCAGAGCCAGGAUGGUACCUUCUCCACAUCGGCACGAAGGUCCAUGGUCAGACAGUCCAGCCGUGUUCGUUCUUGAUUGAUGUCAAGCAGAGCCAACCAGAAGGCGGAGGCUUCCCGACGGCAUUUGGCUCAUUCGUAGAAUGUAAUGGUGCAUUGCUUCAUAGCCCACUGCUUCACGCCCUGACCAGGGACCAGGAUUACAUAUUUAAGCUGACAGUGCCCGGCGCGGAUGCGGUCAGGGCAGGCGAUACAGUUCUGCAGAAGGGGCGCGGUGACACCUUCACGGGGAAAAUGAGGAUUGACGCAGCAUCCAAGGACGUGGUGAUUGUCGGGGAAUUCAGAUCGAAGGCCACAGCUCUGUUAAAGUUUGACCUAUUGGGGAAGGCACCAAAGAAGAAAAAGCUGCAAGCUUGAAUGAAAUAUUUUACGUGUUUCCAGGUGACGUCUUCUCCAGGGAGUUUGUAUUAUGGUUUCGAAGAUGAGUCAAACAUUGAUGUUAUGGAUUUUUGUAACAUUAUCUCGUGUGUCGUGCGUAUGAAGACAAAACAUGGUCAUUUGUCGAGGGCAGAAUGGAUUUUCCUGCACCGUGGAAUGUAAUGUCGCCCGAGGCCGGAGGCCGUGUGUGAUUUCACAUGUCGAUAAACUGAUUGGUUCACUAUCAUAUUUAAUGGAACAGCCUCAAAAGGAUAUCAAUAAGAAGCAAACGAAGUGAAUCACCAAAUACAAAUGUAAUUCAUUAAUUGUUUUUGGGAACUUCUUUAUAGAAUGUAGGCCAAUCUCAUUUCUAACAUCCUUGAUUAAAGUUGUUGCCGAUAUGACUUGCUGAGUUUCUUUUCUGAACAUAAUGGUGCAAUAAACGGCC
This is a messenger RNA of Lineus longissimus, 4440 nucleotides long. RefSeq lists its product as uncharacterized. The record is from RefSeq and is a predicted model, not a curated record. Bases 666 to 3992 code for a protein of 1108 amino acids. The transcript has 7 exons. NCBI's taxonomy places the organism in Eukaryota, Metazoa, Nemertea, Pilidiophora, Heteronemertea, Lineidae. Gene Ontology annotation, cellular component: cytoplasm.